Poecilia latipinna (sailfin molly) is the source of this 733-nucleotide messenger RNA. It is a transcript of the gene hddc3, whose product is annotated as HD domain containing 3. The transcript has 4 exons. The coding region runs from base 14 to 553 and encodes 179 amino acids. The record is from RefSeq and is a predicted model, not a curated record. Gene Ontology annotation, molecular function: guanosine-3',5'-bis(diphosphate) 3'-diphosphatase activity. Lineage: Eukaryota; Metazoa; Chordata; Actinopteri; Cyprinodontiformes; Poeciliidae.
UUUACAUUUAGCUAUGAAUUCAGAAGCGGCUUUAUUGUUAGAAACCGUUAAUUUUGCUGCGGAAAAACAUCGUAAACAACGCCGUAAAGAUCCAGAAGAAACGCCGUACAUUAAUCAUCCAAUCGGUGUAGCAAGAAUCCUCAGCUAUGAGGGAGGAGUCACAGAUAUCGAGGUUUUACAAGCUGCUUUGCUUCACGACACCGUAGAGGACACAGACACCACCCCAGAGGAGCUGGAGGACAGAUUCGGACCAAUUGUAGCUCGAAUUGUCCAGGAGGUGACAGAUGACAAAAGUCUGCCGAAGCAGGAGAGGAAGCGCCUGCAGGUGGAGCAUGCACCUCACUGCAGCCAACAAGCUAAACUGGUGAAACUAGCUGACAAGCUGUACAACCUGAGGGACCUGAACGCCUGCACGCCUGUCGGUUGGUCGGCUGAGCGGGUCCAGGAGUACUUUGUAUGGGCCGCUGAGGUGGUUAAAGGUCUGAAAGGAACUAACUCGGCUCUGGAGGAGAAGCUGGAGGAUCAGUUCAAACAGAGAGGAGUUCAGCUCUGAAAGAACCGCCUCACUGCGCUGGAGAACGGAUCGUUUACAUCACUAAUCAGAUGCAAUAUCAUUUACAAGCCAUAAAAAUAAUCCUUUUUCCAUAUUUUGUGCCAUGUGCUAUGUCUGCUGUGUACUUUAGGACAUCAUGUAACUGUGAUUUUAUUUCUGAAUAUUAAGAAAGCAACAUUU